GGCUCCGGAGCCAUCACAGAUCCAGAGGGGACGGUCUGUGACCAACACUGCUGCUCCCCCUCCUCAACACCCAGCUCCCUGUCCCAGCAUGAAGCUCAUCCUCUGCACCGUGCUGUUCCUGGGGAUAGUGGCUGUGUGUUUCGCUGCUCCCCCCAAGACAGCCAUCAGAUGGUGCACCAUAUCCUCUCUAGAAGAGAAGAAAUGCAACAACCUCAAGGACCUCACGCAACAAGAGAGGAUUACAUUGACCUGUGUGCAGAAAGCAACGUACCUUGACUGCAUAAAAGCCAUUGCGAAUAACGAGGCAGAUGCCAUUAGCUUGGAUGGCGGUCAAGUGUUUGAGGCAGGCCUUGCCCCAUACAAACUGAAGCCCAUUGCUGCUGAGGUUUACGAACAAACUGAAGGCUCCACAACCAGCUACUAUGCUGUGGCUGUUGUGAAAAAGGGAACCGAAUUCACCGUGAAUGACUUGCAGGGCAAGACCUCCUGCCACACAGGGCUGGGCAGGUCUGCAGGCUGGAACAUCCCCAUCGGGACGCUCAUCCGCCGCGGGGCCAUUGAGUGGGAAGGCAUAGACUCAGGCUCAGUGGAGCAAGCGGUGGCCAAGUUCUUCUCUGCCAGCUGCGUGCCUGGUGCCACCACCGAGCAAAAACUGUGCCGACAGUGCAAAGGGGACCCCAAAACCAAGUGUGCCCGCAAUGCACCUUAUUCUGGAUAUUCUGGAGCUUUCCAUUGUCUGAAAGAUGGAAAAGGAGACGUGGCUUUUGUGAAGCACACAACUGUUGAAGAAAAUGCCCCAGAUCAGAAGGAUGAGUACGAGCUGCUGUGCUUGGAUGGCAGCCGGCAGCCUGUGGACAAUUACAAGACCUGUAACUGGGCCAGAGUGGCUGCUCACGCCGUUGUAGCUCGGGAUGACAGCAAGGCUGAAGAUAUCUGGAGCUUCCUCUCAAAAGCACAGACUGACUUUGGUGUGGACACCAAGAGUAACUUCCACCUCUUUGGGCCACCUGGAAAGAAGGACCCAGUUUUCAAAGACUUGCUUUUCAAAGACUCUGCCGUAAUGCUGAAGCGCGUCCCCUCGCUGAUGGAUUCUCAGCUCUACCUGGGCUUUGAGUACUACAGUGCCAUCCAGAGCAUGAGGAAAGAUCAGCUGACUCCCAGCCCCAGAGCAAACAGGAUCCAGUGGUGCGCAGUAGGCAAGGAUGAGAAGAGCAAGUGUGACCGCUGGAGUGUGGUGAGCAACGGGGACGUGGAGUGCACCGUGGUAGACGAGACAAAGGACUGCAUCAUUAAGAUCAUGAAAGGUGAAGCAGAUGCUGUUGCCCUUGAUGGAGGUCUGGUCUACACGGCUGGUGUCUGUGGCCUGGUGCCAGUGAUGUCAGAACGUUAUGAUGAUGGAAGCCAGUGUGGCAGAGCAGAAGCACAACCAGCAUCAUAUUUCGCUGUGGCUGUCGUGAAGAAAGGCAGCGAUGUCAACUGGAACAAUCUGAAGGGCAAGAAGUCGUGCCACACCGCUGUGGGGAGGACUGCUGGCUGGAACAUCCCCAUGGGCUUGAUUCACAACAGGACAGGGAGCUGCAAUUUUGAUGAAUACUUCAGCGAGGGCUGUGCUCCUGGGUCUCCUCCUGACUCUCGCCUCUGCCAACUGUGCCAGGGCUCUGGGGAAAUCCCACCGGAGAAGUGCGUUGCUAGCAGCCACGAGAAAUACUAUGGAUAUACUGGAGCUUUACGGUGUCUGGUUGAGAGGGGUGAUGUGGCCUUUAUCAAGCAUUCCAUUGUGGAGGAAAACACUGGCGGCAAAAACAAAGCUGAGUGGGCCAAGGAUCUGCGGAUGGACGACUUUGAGUUGCUGUGCACUGAUGGGAGACGGGCAAAUGUUAUGGAUUACAGGGAGUGCAACCUGGCUGAGGUUCCGACCCACGCUGUGGUUGUGCGCCCAGAGAAAGCAAAGAAAAUCAGUGAGCUGCUGGAGAGACAGGAGGAACGGUUUGGAGUAAAUGGAAGUGAGAAAAGCAAGUUCAUGAUGUUUGAGUCUCAAACCAAAGAUCUUCUGUUUAAAGACUUAACCAAGUGCCUGAUGACACUCCGCCCAGGAGUGACAUACAAGGAGUUCCUCGGAGAUAAAUACUAUAAUGUGAUUUCCAGCCUCAAUGCCUGCAACCCAUCAGAUCUCCUCCAGGUGUGCACCUUCCUUCAGAACAACUCCACGCCGUUCCCUCAGCGCACAGCUCGGCGCUGCCCAUCCGCUCCCCGUUGCCCAUCCGCUCCCCGUGAGGAGCUGCAGCCGCCACGAGGGGAGCUCCGCUCGGCUCCCGCUCUCCGGGCCGAACAAACCAACAAACGCUGGCUGCUUUCGGACAGCCUUCCAUCCUUGCCCCUUUUCCUGACGGACUACAACUCCCAGCAGACCCCGCGGCGCAGCGACACGGGGAGAGACCGGAAGUGGCGUGUGAAACCGGAAGUAGUGUGGCGCGGCCGGAAGCCGCGCAGUGGGGACGUGUGCGUGCAGGCGGUCAUGGCGGGCGCCGUGGAGCCGUACUUGGACUCGCUGCGGCGGGAACUGCAGUCGCCCGGCCCUGCCGCUCUCUCCGUUCUUCUUGCCCUGAUCGUCGUCGCCCUCACGCUCCUGCUCUGGAGGCUCGCGCAAGGCGCAAGGAGCAGCCGCAGGGCCGUGCUGCUGCUGGGCCUCUGCGACGCGGGAAAGACGCUGCUGUUCGCCCGGCUGUUGACAGGCAAAUAUCGAGAUACGCAGACCUCCAUAACCGACAGCUCUGCCGUUUACAGAGUGAGCAGCGACAAGAGCACUAAUGUGACUUUAAUCGAUCUCCCAGGCCACGAAAGCUUGCGGCUUCAAUUCUUGGAGAGGUUCAAGGCUGCAGCCAGGGCCAUCGUGUUUGUGGUUGACAGCGUAGCCUUCCAGAGGGAGGUGAAGGAUGUGGCUGAGUUCCUGUACCAGGUCCUGGUUGACAGCACUGUUCUCAAAAAUGCACCCGCGCUGCUGAUCGCUUGCAAUAAACAAGAUGUCACAAUGGCAAAGUCUGCAAAACUUAUUCAACAGCAGCUGGAGAAAGAGCUCAACACCUUACGAGUGACCCGCUCUGCAGCCCCCACCAGUCUGGAUGCCUCAGGGACUGGGGGCCCUGCCCAGCUGGGGAAGAAGGGCAAGGACUUUGACUUCUCUCAGCUGCCCAUGAAGGUGGAGUUUGUGGAGUGCAGCGCUCGUGGCAGCAAGGGAGAGGAGGGAGAUGCUGACUUUGAGGGCCUUGAGAAAUGGCUGGCCAAGAUUGCCUGAACAGAAGAGGGCAGGGUGAGAGGGAGAGACCUGAGGAGGUGGGGGAGUGAAAGAAAAUAGAUGGUGUGAAGUACUUGGAUCUUACCAUAGGAGAAACUGAAAGCUGGAAAAGCAUUGCGUUGUCUUUCUCUGCUUGGGAGCAUGUAACAAUUACUGGUGUGAUUUCUGCUGUCUCUGUCACAACACCACAUUUUUUCCUUCUCUAC
Molecule: messenger RNA, 3498 nt
Organism: Lagopus muta (rock ptarmigan)
Lineage: Eukaryota; Metazoa; Chordata; Aves; Galliformes; Phasianidae
Product: ovotransferrin
Exons: 24
Coding region: 89-3292 (1067 amino acids)
Biological process (GO): iron ion transport; antibacterial humoral response
Cellular component (GO): recycling endosome; plasma membrane; extracellular region
Source: RefSeq, a predicted model, not a curated record